AUGAGCCUACCACGACGUGUCCCCUGGGCUUCCAGUCAAGACCUCAAACAACUCAAUGACCUCUUGUUUGCACCUUCGGCAGAUACGGACUCUCGUAGACGAGCUCUGUCUCGGUUGAGCAUAUACAUAUCUUCUCCGAAUUGUCCCGUAUUCAUCUUGCUCACCCACGAUCUAGUCUCCGCUUCGUUCUUACCUGCCAAGUCUUCAGAGGAACGUCAAACAGCGAGGAUGGCAUGUGGGAUGGCCGUUGUCAGAUUCAUAAAUGGUUUGGUGGAUCCACUUCAAACAGGAAUGAUGGCACAACCCAUUUCACAUCUCGCUGCAACCCUACAAAUCCCUCAAUCUCUCAUCACACUGCGUCAUCGAUGCACUCACGAAGACCUCCCUCCUUACCCUAUGCUACUCCAAGCGGUCUAUACCGCCAUUCAAUACCUUCAUCAACAUUCUUUCCUCCCUCUCGUCAGUGCCGCCGUCAACACCGAAAACGUCAAAAUACGGAAAAGUCAAGAAUCCAUCCAACGCUGGAAGAGGGUGAUGAAGAUUCGUCUAAGGGAAAGGGUAGAAGGUGAGGAUAAUGAGACUGGAAAACAAAUGAGAGAAAUCAGGGAGGAUAUGACUUGCGAUCUUGAAGAUAUCGCUGAAGCUCUUUGCGGAGCUGACGGAUUGGUACCUACUACCCAAAAAAAUCGACCACUGAUGAGUGAUCAACAACCCACCAAAGCUUCUUUGAUGAUUUGGCAGGAUCUACUGGCCUAUCUUCAAUGGAAUCAUUGGUCUGGAUUCAUAGAAGUCCUUUCCAAGGAGAUUCUAUAUCAUGUCAUCCCGCGAAAGGGUGAGAAGACCCAAGAUGAUUCGUUCAGAUGGUCUCUGGCUGUAUGGCUGCUUUAUAUGUGGAAAGGGUCAGAUGAAAUGGGUGUCAAGUUGGAAGAAGAGGAGAAGGCAAUUUUGACAAAAACUUUACUGCAAUCUCUUAUAAUACCAGACACUGUGCUGAGAAACCUGUGCGAAGGUAUAACUAGUGUAGAUCCAAUUUUCGCCAAAUCAUACAACAAUCUGAAAGAUUUACUACCGGAAGAAGAAACACAUUUGGUAGGAUUAGAAGCUCCAGAAGAAAAGACAGUCAUUCCUUUGGAAAAGUGGCAACAGGUCUUGGAAGAAAUGGAAGAGAAGCUCAAUAACUUGAACAAGAACGGGAAGGCUCGAAAACGUAAAAGAAGUACCAAGAUCAAGAAAGAUGAAGUUAGAGGAUGGCAUCGUUUGAAUCACGAAGAAUGGACGGAUUGUCCUAUAGCCGUUUAG
Tremella mesenterica DSM 1558 is the source of this 1299-nucleotide messenger RNA. RefSeq lists its product as uncharacterized. Gene Ontology annotation, molecular function: endonuclease activity. The transcript has 6 exons. Gene Ontology annotation, cellular component: preribosome, large subunit precursor; Las1 complex. Lineage: Eukaryota; Fungi; Basidiomycota; Tremellomycetes; Tremellales; Tremellaceae. Bases 1 to 1299 code for a protein of 432 amino acids. Gene Ontology annotation, biological process: maturation of LSU-rRNA; maturation of 5.8S rRNA. The record is from RefSeq and is a predicted model, not a curated record.